UGCCCAAACACAAGGAGCGAGAGAACUGUGAAAAACAAGAAGAUUGAAAGUUUAAUAUCUCUGCAGGAUUGGUCACCGUGACAACACAUCAUCUUCACCCUAUUUACAUUAACAAUGCUAUAAGAAACAGAGAGCGAGACAGAACUACAGAGAGAGAGAGAGAGAGAGUGUGUGUGUGUGUGUGUGUGUGUGUGUGUGUGUGUGUGUGUGUGUGUGUGUGUGUGUGUGUGUGUGUGUGUGUGUGUGUGUGUGUAAUAUAUGCACAUCAGUGAUCAUGUGAGGCUUGAGGAGGGAGCGCGGCAAAUCGGGAGGAGAGUGGACGAGUGAGGAGAUCAUUGUUCACGCUGCACACACUGAACACGUCAGGGAGCGACAGCGAGGACAGACUUUGACGUCUCCGACUCUGACUCCCACAGCAUCAUGUCCUCCCACAACUGCUCCUCAGACCUCCUCUCUGGAGAAGCCGGGCUGCCUUGUCCUCCGGGGGGCGCGUGUGUGAAUCAGACCCCUGGAACGAACGGCAGCCACGUGGACCUGGACGACGCGUGUUUGACAGUCGAGGUUUACCUGGAGAAAUACCUGGGCCCUCGCCGCUCGCCCGUGUUCCUCCCCGUCUGCCACGUCUACCUGCUCAUCUUCGUGGUGGGCGUGGUGGGGAACGCGCUCACGUGCACGGUCAUCGCGCGCAACAAGGUGAUGUGGACCCCCACCAACUACUACCUGUUCAGCCUGGCGGUGUCGGACCUGCUGGUGCUGCUGCUCGGGAUGCCGCUGGAGCUGUACGAGCUGUGGCGGAACUACCCCUUCCUCCUCGGGACGGGCGGCUGCUACUUCAAAACCUUCCUGUUCGAGACCGUGUGCCUGGCGUCCAUCCUCAACGUCACCGCGCUCAGCGUGGAGCGCUACAUCGCCGUGGUGCACCCGCUGCGGGCCAAGUACGUGGUGACGCGCACCCACGCCAAGAGGGUGAUCCUCAGCGUGUGGGGCGUGUCCGUGCUGUGCGCCGCGCCCAACACCAGCCUGCACGGCAUCGCCACGCUGCGCGCGCCCGCGGGCCCCGGCGGCCGCGGGCGCGCGCAGCUGCCCGACUCCGCCAUCUGCACGCUGGUGAAGCCGCGCUGGGUGUACAACCUGACCAUCCAGGGCACCACGCUGCUGUUCUUCGUGCUGCCCAUGCUCACCAUCAGCGUGCUCUACAUGCUCAUCGGGCUGCGGCUGAAGCGCGAGAAGAUGCGCGGCGCGCUGGAGGCCAAGUCCGACAGCUCCUGCGGCCUCCGCACGCAGCAGCAGAAGGCUCGGCGCCGGCAGGUCACCAAGAUGCUGUUUGUGCUGGUGGUGGUUUUCGGCAUCUGCUGGGCCCCAUUUCACACCGACCGCCUCAUGUGGAGCUUCAUCAAUGACUGGACCGACAGCCACCUGCAAAUCUUUAAGGAAAUGUUUAAGGAGGCCAUGUGCCACCGGCCGCAUCACAUCGCCCCCAGAACAUACUCGCUCAGCGUCACGCGGGUGACCCUCCGCAGCACCCUGAGCGACGCACCGCUCGGCAACGGAGCCGCCGUCGUGGAAGCCGAGGCAGGAGAUGGCGACGCGAAGUUGAAAGACGAACAUUUCUCAUAUUAAAACAGAGGCCGUGUCGUUGUUGGGACAUCGUGGGGUUUAAAAAGACUAUCCUCCUCAAUCAUACCUAUAAACGUGCAAGUGCAAGUUUGAAAAGCUUUUAGGUAAUGGAAAGGGAUGCAGAACUAAAUUAACACAUGCAAGCGGCUCACAGGCCAUAACAUUAUUGAAACGCUUGUCCCAUUCAGUCAUGCCAGUGAUGCUGCACUGGAUCGUAGCUUCCAUCUAUUCAACAAGAUGUGGUGCUUUGUGGUCGUUGUGCAUGUAAAAGUCACCCAUUAUUAGUCCUUAAUGUGUGUCACAGUUCUGCCAUCCAGGUCCGGGUCUUGUUGUGGUAAACUGCAGGCCGUGAAGCUUCUCCUCUGGUCUAAAAGGCUGAAGUAGCUUCGUAGGAGGCGUUGGAACCAUCGACAGGUGAACAUGAGUCCGGCAGCAGUCACACCUGAUGCAGCUGUUCAGUGAGUACAGCUGCCAGCAGCUCUGCAGCAACGGCAUAAACACGUAACUGGAGGUGGGUUCAAUCUGUCUGGACCCUCUGUGUUACAGUAAAUCACCACAUUCAGACAAUGGUUGGGUGUACAAACCUAUUUACAGUGUGGUGGAAAAGGUGUAACAGAAAUGUGUGUCUUCGCUGUGAGUCACCUGUGAGCGUAAGUAAAGUGAAGCAAGCGUGCGCGUCUUGUGAAUCGUUCGCGCUUCGGUUUGUGUUUUUUUCUGUUGCUUUUUAAGGUUUAAUGGGUUUUACUUCUGUAUCGUCCAUAUUGCUGUUCAGUACUUGUGCGUUUUUUUAAUUUGCAGAGCUUUGAAACCUUUUAGGUUGAAUUAUCACUGUUACAAAUUUAUUGGCUUGCUUUUAUCAGCUGUUAGUAAACUUGCAUGGAAAUAAAUUCAAAGACAUUUUUUUGCCA
Molecule: messenger RNA, 2525 nt
Organism: Betta splendens (Siamese fighting fish)
Lineage: Eukaryota; Metazoa; Chordata; Actinopteri; Anabantiformes; Osphronemidae
Gene: nmur1a
Product: neuromedin U receptor 1a
Exons: 4
Coding region: 421-1620 (399 amino acids)
Biological process (GO): G protein-coupled receptor signaling pathway
Cellular component (GO): plasma membrane
Molecular function (GO): neuromedin U receptor activity
Source: RefSeq, a predicted model, not a curated record